UUGCCAAAAACCGCACGUCGUGCAAAACAAAAUCGAUUUUUGAUACCGCAAGUGCGGUAUCCGCCAUUCCACGGACGGUCGUUCUUCCAAAAGCAAUGGGUCGCUCAAGAUCCCGCAGUCGUUCGCCCAAAAAGCACAAAAGCAAGCAUCGCAAGCGGAGCAAGUCUCGGUCAUCCUCCCACAGCAAGCACGAUCACCAUCACCGCAGCAGUUACGAUAAAUACAGAGACCGCAGCUCGAAGUCCAGAAAACGAUCGCCUUCCGCGUCGUCCGAUAGUAGCAGCGAUGGCUCGAACAGUGGUUCCCGGCACCAUCGUCAUCACCACAAGAAGAGCUCCCGCAGCCGGAAGCUGACCGAGGUAGAGCGUUUGGCCGAGAUGGAACGCCAACGGAGACAGAAGGAAGCGGAGCAGAAAAUGAUAGAGGAAGAGGCAGCCAAAAGGAUUGAGCUGCUGGUAAAGAAGCGAGUCGAAGAGGAGCUGGAGAAGCGUAAAGACGAAAUCGAAAUGGAAGUGCAGCGGCGUGUCGAGGCAGCCAAAAAGCAGAUGGAGCAGGAGAUGAUGCUCGAGCUCGAAAAGCGAAGGGAGCAGGCACGAGAAGAGGAACGGCGACGCGAGGAGGAAGAGCUUAAAAAGCGUCAGGAACUAGAGAAUAUUCUCGCUGAAAAUAAUCGCAAAAUCGAGGAGGCGCAGCGAAAGUUGGCCGAAGAUCGUUUGGCGAUUAUCGAAGAGCAAAGAAAAAUGGACGAAGAGCGCCAGAAGAUGCGCAAAGAGCAAGAGAAGCGCGUCAAAGAAGAGCAAAAGAUGAUCCUGGGCAAGAACAACUCGCGACCGAAAUUGUCGUUCUCGCUGAAACCGGGUGUGUCGUAAAUCUCUCAAGAUUUCCAUCCCUAGUUCCUUUGUUCCACCUCUCCGUACGAUCCUUCUCCUAGUCAGCUCCCCUUAUCAAAAAUCCCGUAUCCUCUAAUCACUCGAUCAUCCGUAAGUGUCAUCUGUUGUAUGUUGAUUGAAAAGAAUGGUGGUUGUAGGAAAAAUGUCCGAGGGAAUAAUCAUGGGAAGUAACAUAUAUCCAAUCAAACACACCCUAACACACACACACUAACACACACAGACACAUACACAAACAUACAUGUUCAUGCACCCGGUAGUGUUAGCUAAAUUCUAUUCAAUCAAAAGUGAAAUCGUAAGCCGAAACGUGGCCGACUCGAUAAAGGGGUUUUCCCCGUGGUGUGUCUUCUACAAGCAAUGGUAGGCACUGUCCUUCUGUUGCCCGUGAUCGGAUCAUCUUUUAUUUGUUGUACUUUUGACUAGCCUGUAAGAAACGCAAUUCAAAAAUCGUACGAUGUUUCCGCACUACGAAGGCAACCAAAACCGGGACGAUCGUACACCCAAAAUCGCGUAUCGCGAUUUUCUCUAUCUUCCAUUUUUUUUAUCGUCAAAUGUGACGAUGAACGACUAGGAUUUCCUAUCCCCCUAUGGACUGGCCUGAUAAAGACGGACGCCUGAUAAAGAGUCGCCGCUAAAGAUCAUAAGGAUGAACAACAAGAUUUGGUUUGAGAAACGGCUGCCAUAACUUUGUCAAUCGUCUAACCAUAGAUCACGAUCAGUAGUUUGUUUUAGUUGUGUUUCUGGAAAUUGUAAAAUUUAGUUCCAUUCUGGUGAAACGUUUAGUUUCUCUACCGGGCAGCGCCAUCAGUCGCGCAAACGGUUUCCGAUAAAGGUAAAGAGCAAGCGAUCAAACCGCUUUUGAACAACAACAGCAAUAAUAAGUGCCCCUCAUCAUAAUGGUCAGAUCAAUUAAGGUUCUUUUCACUUGUGACCGUGGAAGGAGUAGCCAAAAGCAGAGGACUCGAUGCGGGCAGGAAAGGAAGGUUGUCGUGUGUACAAAGUCUAUUAUCGAUGAUAAAUUGAUGAUUUCCUCGCGCAUUAUAACAGCAAAAUUGUUGUUGGCACACGAAAGCAAAUCGGUGACGUGUCGGUUUAUCGCGAUGCAACAUUCAAUAAAGUUUCGGAGAAAGAUUUUUUCCCCUCAUUUACAACAUA
Messenger RNA from Anopheles coustani, 2042 nucleotides. It is a transcript of the gene Arglu1, whose product is annotated as UPF0430 protein CG31712. Bases 96 to 869 code for a protein of 257 amino acids. Gene Ontology annotation, cellular component: nucleoplasm; mitochondrion. NCBI's taxonomy places the organism in Eukaryota, Metazoa, Arthropoda, Insecta, Diptera, Culicidae. The transcript is spliced from 5 exons. The record is from RefSeq and is a predicted model, not a curated record. Gene Ontology annotation, molecular function: cadherin binding.